CGGGGUCCCAGGGGGUCCCGGCCCCUUCGUGCUCCCCCGGCUCACCCUGAGCCCGCUCUGCACCCACCUGAGCCCGCUGUUCCCGUUCCCUGCAGGGCCAUGCCCCAGCGCCGUGAGCGGCCCCGCGCUGGUGCCCCAGGAGCUGCAGCCCGGCCCGGCCAUGGACAGCUCAGAGCUGGAGUCGGACAUCCUGCGGCGGGUGCGGGCGCUGCUGCGGGAGCUGGACGGGCACCACCCGUCCUGCCAGAGCGACCGAGGAAUGCUGCGCUGGACCCUGCACAAGAGAAUGGACCAGAACCCCAGAACCAGCUGUGUCCUGGUCAGCAUCCUGGUGAAGGAGCUGGAGAGGGCAGAGCGAGGGGACCUGCGGCACUACAUCAUCCCCCUGCUGCACACGCUGAUGUACACCUUGAUCCAGGCUCCCUGCAUCCCUGACGAGCUCUGUGCCAGGGUUUAUGACUUCUGCAAGAGGCUGCUGACCCUGCCCAAGCCCUUCUGCACCAUCGGGCUGGACUAUGCCAGCAGGCUGCAGCUGGAGAGGGCAGCCCCAGGGACCCUGUACCAAAGGAUGGUCAUCUCCGAGCAGAGCCUGCACAGCGCCGCCUUCCCCUGCCAGGAGAGGAUUUUCAUCUUUGCUGACCCUGAGCUGCUGCCCGAAGCCAUCUGCAGGGCUCUGGCCGUGGACACCGAGGCUGCCCAGGUGUCGCAGAGCCCGCGGGGCUGCAUGAGCUGCGUGGUCACCCACGCCCUGCAGGCGGCCCUGGGGGACACCUGCGACACCCCCGGCCUCCGGGCCCGCCUCCAGGCCCUGCCCCCGGGGGACCUGGAGCACUGGUUCCAGCAGGUGGUGGCGGCCGUGGAGGGCAGCGAGGGGGGCUCAGAGCGGGGCCAGCACACGGCGCGGCUGGAGAGGAUCUACCACGGCCUUAUGGGCUCCUCUCCUGCAGGGAAUGAUCCCCAGGAAGGGCUGCAGGGCACUCCUCUGCCCAGCCCCAACAUCAGCUUCCACCUGUGGACAGAGGAUGAGCAGCUCUGGAAGGAGCUGGUGCUGUUCCUGCGGCCGCUGUCGCAGAGCUGCGAGCCCGAGUGCCCGGGGCAGGAGCCGGAGCCCCUGGAGAUGCCGGACCCGCUGCCGGGCUGCGGCUGCUGCGGCCAGAGCCGCUUCUCGGUGCUGUCCACGGACAGCGGCAUCGAGCGGGACCUGCCCGCGCCGGAGGAGCCGUGCGAGCGCUCCCGGCUGCACAGGAAGGGCGGCAUCAAGAAGAAGCCGUCCCCGCUGGACAGCGUGGCCCUGCUGCAGGCCGGCGGCGGGAAGGCCCCCGGGAAGCCCCCCGGGAGGGCGGGGGUGCCCCCCGAGCCCGCGGCCCCGCUGCAGAGGCUGCACACCGCCCGCGUGGUGCUGCUGGGCGACGAUCGCGUCCUGGGCCGCCUGGCACAAGCCUUCCUCUCGCUCAGGAAGCGAGAAGCCCGCAGAGUGUUCCUGACGCCCCGGCUGGACCUGCAGUUCUACCACAUCCCCGUGGUGCCGGGGCAGCCCCAGCCCUCGGCGGCUGUGAGUGCCGGGGGAGAGCAGGGAUCGGGAAUUCCUGAACACACUGACCCUGAGGAGCUGUGUGAGGUGGCCGGGUACCUGGGCAGGGCUGACCCCUGGUACGAGAGCAACAUCAACACCCUGGGCCACAUGAUCCCCAAGCUGGCCACCAUGCCCAGCAGGGCCCUGGUGACCGACCCGUUCCUCACCGACGUCAUCGCCUACUACGCCCGCAUGGGCACGCAGCCCGUCUGCUUCCAGGUGCACUCUGUCAAGGUGCUGUUCCAGGACCCAGCCCAGGAGCCAGCUGAGGACGUGUUCCUGACGGAGCUGCUGACCCAGGUGCAGGACAGCCCCUCCCACAGAGAGCUGAGCACGACCAAGAGGAAAAGCACCCUGGAUGGGCCUGGCAUGGACCUCACAGUGACCUGCAGGAGGGUCGUGCUCAGUGGGCGGCAGAAGGAGCUGGCGCUGUCCCUGCGCUCCACGGGCCUGCUGAUGAAAGCCAUCCCUGCAGAGGAGGCUGCAGGCCAGGGCUGCCUCACUGUGACCAUCACUGAAAUCAUCAGGACCAGCAACUUGGCAGGACGCUCGUUCUCAGCUGUGGCACACAGGUUCAGAACUCGCAGCAUCAAGGUCAGGAGCCCAGAGCAGAGACCCUUCACUGUGCGGCUGGACAAGGACAGCAGGAGAACCUACAGGGACGUGAUCGGCCUGGAGGUGUCUCCCUGCCUCGAGCCCAGCUACUGCCUGCAGAAGACGAGGACCACGAAAUGCAGCCCUGAGGAAACAGAGGACGUGGGGCUGGUGAAAUACCUGCCCAAGUCUCUGCUGCUGCCCAUCAACACUUUCGCAGGAGUCAUCCCCUGAAGGGGACAGGAAGAGGUGCUGUGGGUUACGAUGUGGGGCCAGCACAGAGCACACGGGGAGAGAAAACUCUGAAAGCCACCAGUGGGGACUCUACAUGGCAAUGGUGGGGAGAGCAGAGGUGGAUGGGCUCAGAGGGCACAGCCCUGCCCUGUGACAUAUGUGACAAUUGCUGACAACCCCUGCCAAGGGCACAGCCCUGCUGGUGACAGUGUGACAGUGUGACAAUGGCCCCAUGCCCCUGCCAAGAGCACAGCCCUGCCCUGUGACAGUGUGGCACUGGCCCCAUGCCUCUGCCAAAGGAACAACCUUGCCCUGUGACAUGUGUGACCAUGCCAAGGGCACAGCCAUGCCACAGGACUGAGCUUUUCACCUUUUGCAUAGGUCAGGGAAAAGCUUUGAGCUCUCCAUUCAGGAAGAACAAGGCAGAUCCGUGGGAGGUGGUGUUGCCUGUCCUGGGGAGCCCAGGGCAGCUGGCAGCAGCAAUGUUCCCUUUGGAGAUGUCUCACAGCCCAGCAGGGCUCAGGUUUUCACCUCACAAGCUCUGUGCCAGACUGGGGCAUCAAACAUUGUGCCUCGAUGGAAGCUGAGGAGCAGCAGGAGCUCUCGGGCACCUCAGGAAACCUCUGCACGAGCAGCUGCUGUUUUUGGGAUCGUGUGAGCUUUAAGGGGUGACCCCUCUGCACCCCUCUGCCUCCUCAGGGCUUCCCUGUGGGGUUUGCACACACAGAGAAAAGGCUCAGAAAGCCAAAAGGCUUGGAGCUAGGCUGGGGUGUGGGCUGG
Molecule: messenger RNA, 3181 nt
Organism: Melozone crissalis (California towhee)
Lineage: Eukaryota; Metazoa; Chordata; Aves; Passeriformes; Passerellidae
Gene: PIK3R6
Product: phosphoinositide-3-kinase regulatory subunit 6
Exons: 20
Coding region: 161-2401 (746 amino acids)
Biological process (GO): G protein-coupled receptor signaling pathway; positive regulation of MAP kinase activity
Cellular component (GO): phosphatidylinositol 3-kinase complex, class IB
Molecular function (GO): 1-phosphatidylinositol-3-kinase regulator activity
Source: RefSeq, a predicted model, not a curated record